Messenger RNA from Megalobrama amblycephala (Wuchang bream), 1188 nucleotides. RefSeq names its product troponin C type 1a (slow) (gene tnnc1a). The transcript is spliced from 6 exons. The coding region runs from base 66 to 551 and encodes 161 amino acids. Lineage: Eukaryota; Metazoa; Chordata; Actinopteri; Cypriniformes; Xenocyprididae. Gene Ontology annotation, molecular function: calcium ion binding. Gene Ontology annotation, cellular component: myosin II complex. The record is from RefSeq and is a predicted model, not a curated record.
CCUGCUAUAAAGCUCUGUGUCCUGCUCUAGCGGCACUUCAUCUGAUCUCCUCAUAUCUCCUCACAAUGAACGAUAUCUACAAAGCAGCGGCAGAGCAGCUAACUGAUGAACAGAAAAAUGAGUUCCGUGCAGCAUUUGAUAUUUUCGUUCAGGAUGCUGAAGAUGGCUGUAUCAGCACUAAGGAGCUCGGAAAGGUGAUGAGGAUGCUGGGCCAAAACCCCACACCAGAAGAACUCCAGGAGAUGAUUGACGAGGUGGAUGAGGACGGCAGUGGUACGGUGGAUUUCGAAGAGUUUUUAGUCAUGAUGGUGAGAUGCAUGAAAGAUGACAGCAAAGGAAAGUCGGAGGAAGAACUGGCAGAACUCUUCCGUAUGUUUGAUAAGAAUGCAGAUGGGUACAUUGAUCUUGAUGAACUGAAGCUGAUGCUGGAAGCUACAGGUGAAGCAAUCACUGAAGAUGACAUUGAGGAACUGAUGAGGGACGGAGACAAAAACAAUGAUGGAAAAAUUGAUUAUGAUGAGUUCUUGGAAUUCAUGAAAGGGGUGGAAUAAAUGAUGAAGGAAUGUCUUCCUGGUGUUUCUCCCUGGAUUGUCACAAGAAAGCAUAGUAUAUAUUCAAGCUAGAUGAGAGAGGAGAAUUUGUCAGUCUACGAUGUAUCUAUUAAUAUGACUAUAAUUUCAGGACAAUAUUUUAAGAAGCUUCAUUUAUUGUACACACUUGUAAAACAUAUUUUGAAGUCAAGGCCAAGUUGUGUAGAUUUAAGACUUUCCUUGGGUUUAAUUUGUCUACUAAUUCAUUCUUUUACUGAAAACAUUUUAUCUUCACAUUUAUUUAGUAAAUCAUUUAUGAUUAGAUAUACAUUGAUCAGACUUGGAAUCUGAGCCUAAAUGUUUGCGUGACUAAAGGCUAAUUUCAAAUAUUAAAAAGGUGCUCAAAGUGUGUUCUGACAUUCUGCUCUAUUCCUCAAAUUAUUUCUCAAAUUUAAUUACAUUCUACUACAGUCUGUUUUAUGCUGGGAAAGAAAUAACUAUCCUAAAAGGAAUUCCCAUAAUCCACAUCUUUCAAUAUUUUUUUGUAAAACUGAGUUUACAUUUGACAGUGUAUUGUUUUCAAGCCUAUCUGUCAAAUUAACAAAAUGCUACUUGUCUGCUUGUUCAUGAAAAUAGAAUAAAGCUUUUGAGAAUUUUG